Molecule: messenger RNA, 495 nt
Organism: Aspergillus oryzae RIB40
Lineage: Eukaryota; Fungi; Ascomycota; Eurotiomycetes; Eurotiales; Aspergillaceae
Exons: 1
Coding region: 1-495 (164 amino acids)
Source: RefSeq, a predicted model, not a curated record
AUGUCUCUUCUUCGUCCGACUUCAACAACAACUUUGACGGUUCAAAUCUCGAAGACAUCUCUCUUCAAUAACAUGCUUCUCCUCACGUUCCUCGUUACUUGCUAUGCUGCUGGGUUGCCAGUGUUUCCCAACCAAGCAGUACUCAGACCAUCUCUAGCCCUUCCUGGUGACAACAGUCAUCGGUAUAGCUUGCCUAUGUUUGACCUUCAGCCCUGGGAGCGAGUAGAUGAGAUUCGUCUGGCGCGCAAGGGUUACCUUUACGGCUCCCCUCUGCUCGGAAACACAUCGUUCUUUCCUACCGGGGCUCUUGGGGAUGCAAUGGUCGCCCGGGACCGGGCUCAAUGGUUCAGAGAUGUGGGAUAUGUCACCAGUAAUGUGUAUCACGAGUUGGACCAGGCCGCUGCAGCAUUGAUGAAGGUUCGUUGGCAAAAUACACCAUGCGGAAGGAAGAACUCGACUAAUCGACCCAGGCGGGAGCAUACAGUCCCUCUCUAG